Molecule: messenger RNA, 1576 nt
Organism: Xylaria bambusicola
Lineage: Eukaryota; Fungi; Ascomycota; Sordariomycetes; Xylariales; Xylariaceae
Product: alpha/beta hydrolase
Exons: 5
Coding region: 268-1176 (302 amino acids)
Cellular component (GO): membrane
Molecular function (GO): lipase activity
Source: RefSeq, a predicted model, not a curated record
UCUCAGCCUCAUCCCGUAAUCUGCAGGUCUCCACCUCUCUCUUAUUCGAGGAUAUACGAAAAAAACUCCUUGGUACUUUUCAUUGCUUCGAUCAUCUGUCCGAGUUCUAAAUUGGCAUCAUUCCGUGUUGAGGGAAGGGAAUUGAAAUCGAGAAGACAAGCAGGAGAAAGCAUCAUUCACACCGUCUUCUAUUGCUGUUUGGGACGACUGAACGCGGGAUACUGCAAAUACACAUAUCCCACUACUACACGCUGUUCAGCCGCCAGCAUGGUUCAAAUCACAGAAGGAACCUUCAGUAUCGAUGAUGCGACACUGUACACAAAGACAUGGCUGCCUGAUGGCCCCAUCAAAGCCAAGAUGAUCAUGUUCCAUGGUUUCAGCGACCACGUCAACCGCUAUUAUUCCUUCUUCCCCUACCUCGCUGAGCGCGGGAUAGCCGUCUAUGGCGUGGACCAGCGGGGUUGGGGCCGGAGCGUGAAGAAGGACAGCGACAAGGGCAAGACGGGGCCGACGACCCGCGUGCUCGCAGACAUGGCCGCCUUCAUCCGCACACAGCUGCCCUCGGACGUCCCGGUCUUCGUGCUAGGACACUCGAUGGGCGGCGGUCAGGUCUUGACGUUGGCCUCGACACCCGUGUACGAGGACCUCAUCAAGCAGAUCCGCGGCUGGAUCUUGGAAUCGCCCUUCGUGGGCUUCGCGCCAGAGCUCCAGCCCUCAUGGCUGCUCGUCGCCAGCGGCCGCCUGGCCUCGCACGUCGUGCCGCACUUCAAGCUCCACCGGCCCAUCCCACCCGAGGAUGUGACGCGGGACCCUGAGGUGCAAGCGAGCAUCCGCGCCGAUGACCUCAUGCAUGACUAUGGGACACUUGAGGGGCUCGCGCACAUGCUCGACCGCACGGACGGGCUGUCCACGGGGAAGCUCGUGAUAUCGAGCAACGUCAAGUCGCUGUUCAUGGUGCACGGCACGGCGGAUAAGGCCACGAGCUUCGACAAGAGCAAGGAGUGGUUCGAGCAGAACAAAAACAGGAUCCCUGAUGCAGAGUUCAAGGCCUUCGAGGGCUUCGCGCACCAGUUGCAUGCUGAUCCUGGAAAGGAGCAGUUCUACGAAGAUGUGGCUGCUUGGAUUCUCGGGAGGUCUCCUGACGAGCCAAAGUUGACUGUCGAUUCACAUUUGUGAGGGAAUGGUGGAACUGUGGGUGAUCCCCAGGGACCCUUAGCCUCGGGGUGUUGGGAAAGGCUGGAGAUGCCGUGUUUUAGUAUCGGGGCCGCCAGAGAGCACCUUCUGAAAAGGGGCUCUAGCACUUAGCCCUGCGUAGCAGAUCGUGGAUAAUUUAAUAGGCAACUCAAAUCCGUGUGGAACACAUGCCGAUGAUAAUGAAGAAUGGCCAAGGUGGUAGUUUGGAUGGAGGCCGCUCUAUCGCUUAAAUUAGAAGGUCUCGUAGACGCACUUUGCGAUGAGAAUAAACAGUUCAUAUUUCCAUAUUCUUUCCAUCUGAUUUCUUCUGCUCUUAUGGGUUUCCUUUUUCCUGCCCGAUCCUUUAGAGCGUUGUGUCGUUCGAGGAGCGAAAUCAAUACCU